Toxorhynchites rutilus septentrionalis is the source of this 6654-nucleotide messenger RNA. It is a transcript of the gene fab1, whose product is annotated as putative 1-phosphatidylinositol 3-phosphate 5-kinase. Gene Ontology annotation, cellular component: endosome membrane. Lineage: Eukaryota; Metazoa; Arthropoda; Insecta; Diptera; Culicidae. Gene Ontology annotation, biological process: phosphatidylinositol phosphate biosynthetic process. The coding region runs from base 1 to 6495 and encodes 2164 amino acids. Gene Ontology annotation, molecular function: metal ion binding; 1-phosphatidylinositol-3-phosphate 5-kinase activity; ATP binding. The record is from RefSeq and is a predicted model, not a curated record. The transcript has 13 exons.
AUGAACAAGAAUCUUCAUUCACCCACAACACUUACUGAAUUCGCCAGAGAUUUUGAAAAAGACUCCGAGACUAUAUUUUCGAAAAUUGUCAAUAAACUGACCACGGGUAUAUAUCAAAGUGGGUUCAGUGAAAUUGCUUCAAGAGAUGGUGAGGAAGAUGUGAGAUAUGCCGAAGGUGAGAAAAAUGUAGUUGAAUGUGAUGUUGGGACGUCAGUGGAAGUUGUUGCGAAAAAUAAAUCAGACGAUACUUUAGAGUCGCCGGGACAACCGAGUGACACUGUUACUUCUGAGAGAUCCCCAUCCUUAAAUGUUUUGAAACGUUUGAGCAUCUUGGCACCUCAAAGAUCAUCGCAUUAUCAAGAUUAUAGAAACACUGAUUUACAAAAACUCUGGAUGCCUGAUUCAACGUCAAUUGAAUGCUACGAAUGUUCAGUAAAAUUUACAACAUUUCGAAGGAAACAUCAUUGUCGUUUGUGUGGUCAAAUCUUUUGCACCAAGUGUUGCAAUCAAGUUGUACCUGGAAAAAUAAUAAACUGUUCUGGUGAUCUGAAGGUUUGUACGUAUUGUUCCAAAGUUGUUUUAACAUACCUAAAAUCAUCGGAUAUUGCUGCGGAUCUGAAGUUUGAUCUUAAAUCUUUGCAAGAAGAUCUUUCCAAUAAAUUAUCUACUGGAGUGGUAGCCGUGCAAGUGGAUGGAGAUUCAAGCAUGGCCAAUGUUCAACGACGUAAAAUAUCAGUUGGAUAUCAGGAAGAGCGCUUCGUUACUAACCGAACGACUGCCAUAUCUAAUGCCGAUAGAAAGGCAAUUUUGCAGCAAUCGAACUCAUUGCGAGCGUUAUACGAUGAAAUGAUACAAUUUAUGCCAAUCCUGAAUCGGGGAUCGAAAUUGAUUGAAUUUUUGAUAAGCUCGCAGAAAUCUUCGAAUAAUAGGCAAGCGAUAGCCAUAUUGAGCGCAAUGAUAGAUGCUGGCUUCCUCAUUCCUUCAAUGAACGUUUAUUUACGAGCAAAUGCUAGCAAUGUUGACGAUGAGGAGGUUAAUCAGAUGGUCGAAUUCGAUGAAAGUAUGGUUUACAAAUUUUUGUGCCUGGAUGGAAAUGUAUCACAUACUGGAUCAUAUGGAUUGGAACUGGAGCCCGAAUCGAAUGUAGUUCAUCUCACGCGUUCAAGCGAAAAUGCAGACAAAUGUUAUACAGACGUUAAUCCACUAAGUGCAUCGGGCAGCACGCAGUUCCGUUCUAGUCGCAAUGAAGUGGAGUUAGAAAACUCAUUGUUAUUUUCAUCAGGAGCAAAAGCGCUUCUUGAAGCAUUUUGUGAACAUGAAGAGAUCCUACUACAUCAGCUGCUUCGAAACGAGAAUCUCGAUCAAUCAUGGGCCAAAACAUUGAUCUCAUUAGCAGCCCGUGUGGCAAAUACUGUUCAACCAAGUGCAUGUGGAUUGAUGGAUGCUAUGGAUAUUCGCAAUUACGUUUACUUCAAAAAAGUACCAGGAGGAAAGCGUCAUGAAAGUCAAAUAAUUGGAGGCAUUGCGUUUUCUAAGAAUAUCGUUCAUAAACAAAUGAUGUCCCGUGUGGAAAAGCCAAGGAUUUUACUUCUACGUUGCCCGAUCGCAUAUCAACGUGUCGAAGGAAAAUUCGUUAGUUUUGACACAUUGAUGUUGCAAGAAAAAGAUUAUCUCAAAAACAAAGUUGCAAAAAUUCUUAGCCUCGGAGCUAAUAUUGUACUGGUGCAUAAAAAUGUGGCCGGUAUAGCGCAGGAUAUGCUUCGAGAUAAUGGCAUAACGCUCGUACUGGACGUUAAACUAUGCGUCAUCGAAAGGAUUGCUCGUUGUUUGGAAUGUGAUAUUUUGUCUUCUGUCGAUUCUAAUGUUGGCCAACCGAAAUUGGGAACUUGUGAUACAUUCAGCAUUCGAACCUUUUUCGAUGAACAGGAUUCUUUAAAAACUCUUAUGUGCUUUGAAAAAUCGUGCAGCCCACGUGGGUGUUGUGUACUUUUACGUGGUGGUAAUAAAAGUGAAUUAGUCAAAAUAAAGAAAGUAAUGUCACUGUUGGUGUUUGCUCGAUACAACUGGCGCUUGGAAUUGGCUUAUUUAUGUGAUGAAUAUGCUCGUCCACCAUCACCUCGACCGAGUAUUUUCGAAUCUAAGGAAACCAGUCCAUCGGAUGAAUCAAAUAAUAAUAAUAAUGAACGCAAUACAAGCAGUGCCACGAUGGCAAGGAAAACCGAAGAGUCUGACAAAAGAAUCAAUAUCAAUAAGGAAAACGUAGGAGAUUACUCUGACCCUUUGCGGGCUACUACAAUUUCUCCUAGCGUGUUCAGUCCCGAGAGCUCAUUCGAAUUGACAGUCGAAACACCGUUCGAUAAUAGUUUCAGAGCAGCUCUGAGCAGUACCAUCUUGUCGAUCAGUCCCUUUCUUAGUUUUCCAUUGCCCUAUUUGGAAACUGAAUGCGGUCAAAAGUGUGCUCUGAGGUGUUAUUUUCCGAAAAAUUUGUACUUCUCCAAACAAUGGAGUGAACAUGUUCAUGAUAAACACGCAGGAUUGGAUUCGACUGCUGCUGACUGGAAUGAAACGAGUAAACUUCUGUCGCCGCAUGAGUUUACAUCAUAUAGAAUCACAUCCGCAAUCGAUAACAAGGAAAUGCAAACUGUUCUAGCGAAUUAUCGUGCUUCUGGGGGGCGAUAUCCGAAACAUUCUGAAAUGAAGAGGAUUGCUAUAAACAGGAGAGGGAUACCUUCCCUGCUUAGAAAAUCGACAGAAGAAUCACCCCAUAAGGAUGUUCUGGACAUAGAAAAUCAUCAGCGCCUUCCAGUUCUAUUCAGCAGCUUUUAUUAUAAUCCCACGGCACCAUCGUCUUUCUGUGCAGAGCCGUCGUUCCUGAACAUGCAAUUUUACGGACAAAACGAUAUAAUGCUUGGUGAAUUCCUGGAACGUUACUGCUUCCGUAGUCCAUACAUAUGCAAAUCCUGCAACCUCCCCAUGUUGGACCACGUCAGACGCUACGUUCACGCACAAGGAUGUGUGCAUGUAAAACUUCUCGAAGACGCGAAUAAGGUUGAUACGGGUACGAUUCUUAUAACAUCAAAAUGUACAAUUUGUAACGCUGUAACCAACCCGGCUCCUAUGUCACACGAUACGUGGUGUUAUUCGUUUGCAAAAUAUCUAGAGUUGCGAUUCCACGGACAUUCCUACAAACGGAGGGCCAUUGAUGGUCAAGUGAAUUGCAGUCAUUCAUUACACAGAGACUGCAUACAAUAUUUCUCUUACAUGGGAAUUAUUGCUAGUUUCAUGUAUAGUCCUGUUGAAAUAUGGAAAAUCAGUUUGCCUGCAAUCAUAGUACAGUUGAAAUUGAUGAAUAAAUUUGAUACCCAACAAAUGACCGAGGAAGUGAAAACGUUUGCAGUGAAAGGUUACGAGAUAUACGCAAAAAUCUUCGAAAAACUGGCAGAACUUUCGGAUGACACAGACACCUUUGCACGCUUGAAGAAAAAAGCCAAUCAGGAUCAAAUGAAUUUCAAACAGCGCGUGGAAGCAGUACAGACGUUACUAACGGAAACGCAAAUAUGCGCAGAAAAUGUUGAAGACGCAAUGCUACUACUGAAAAAAGCUUUAGUGGAAACGGUAGAAAACUGGGAACCAAAACUGCAAGAGAUAGUUUUCCACAGUAAAUCCACACCAGCGAAAUCUGAAGUUCAAGAUGUUGACAGUGGCACCGUGGUUACUGAAGAUCUUGAUGUCGUUAACGAAGGAUUUCCUUCCUCUAAUAAAUACAUUAGUACUGCCAAGUCGAUUGAUGAUUUCGAUGAUGCAUUGCCCUCUGAAGCUGUCACAGAGAGUACCACAAUCGAAGAAAAAAAUGUAAGAGAAAAUGAUAGAAAGAGUGUCAUGAGCAUUAUCAGCCAACUGUUGUAUUCUUCUGAAAAUACGAACAUUCUGAAUUUACCAUUACCAACAAACGAACACCAUAACCUUAGAUCGGGCAUAUUUCCUGUAAUGGUUGAUGAUAACGAUUUAGCAUCAUGUAUUGCGUAUAGUUUGGUAUCCGGGGAUUACAAAACGUCAUUGGACAAUCUGUACGUUGGAAAUCCAAUCGAGAAUAGUCCGAGAAUGAAACGAAAAUCUUUAGAAGCUGGGUCAACCGUGGAAGCUGACGAUUCUCUGCUAAAUAAAACGGAAAGCGUUGAAAGCAAAAAAGGCAAACCGUCUCACAUAGAAAUCCAUUUUCAGGAUUCAAUGAGUAACUUCACGUGUAAAGUCUAUUUCGCAAAGGAGUUCGAUAAUCUUCGAUGCAAUUUGUUGGAAACACCAGGCAACAUAACGGAAAAUAAGCACCAAAAACCAAGGAAAAGUACAAACAUAACAGAAGACAACGCAAACUCUGUUAGGCGUAUGUUUGCGAGAUCACUUUGUAGGAGCAUUCAGUGGGAAGCACGUGGUGGCAAGAGCGGAUCCAAAUUCAGCAAAACACUAGACGAUAGAUUUGUGCUAAAAGAAAUGUCACGAACCGAUAUUUCGAUAUUCGAAAAUUUCGCGCCCAACUACUUUGAGUACUUGCACGAAUGUUUGCAGAAAAAUCAACCCACACUGCUCGCGAAAAUUUUCGGUGUGUUCAAGGUGACUGUACGUAGAAAAGAGUGGCAUGAGCACUACUUCGAUCAAUAUUCCGGCGAUAGAGAUAUAUCGUCUUCACAGCCGAACUUGCUCGGGUUGGACUUAGUUGCGGUUAUAGAUUACCGACCAUAUCGCGAUCGAUUCAGUAGAAAAUACCCUCAUGAGUAUAUUUCUGUUGAUGACUUGAACUAUUAUCGUAAACGACAACUUUCGGACUGUUAUGCUGCUGAACAUCUUAAAAGUCACUUUUCUCUGUACAACCAGUCGGACCCAUCCUUAUCGCAUACAUCGCGUAAAACCGAAUACGCUGUAUGCUUCCAUCCCCACGAGUACAAUUUAAGGUUGCCUCUUACAAGAAGGCAUACAACACUGCAAAUAGAGUCAGGAACCAUGAGUAAAAAAACGGAACAUAACUCAAACUUCAUAGCAUACACCAAAGAAACCAUGGCCAAAUCCCGCCCUGAGUUGGUGAAACAAAAGGAAGCCAUCGAAACAUUCAACGAGUCAUUGAGCUCUCCCAAAUAUUCAGAGUAUCGAUCAUCAUUUAUUCCAUAUAAACUGAUCGGUUUUUCAGAUCAUACAGGAGAACUUGUUCAGAGUAAUGGUACACGGAAUGGCGAAAAAGAAAGGGAACGGAUAAGUUCGGAUCUGAGUUUGCACAAUAAAAAGAAAUUUGAGAGAACCAACAUCAAGUUGAACGGAAAUAUUAUGCUGGAACCCGAAUAUAAGAAUAAAUAUAUUGAGUUUCCUAUUGAGAAAUCACAGUCAACUCCACAACUAAAUAAUAUCAAUUUUAGUGCUAACAUAAAAGGAAUGCCAUCCGAAUACAUGGAAUGUUACAAAAGCUACGAUCAUUUCAUAAAAAGUGCACCUAUCAAAAAAGUUGAUAACCUCAGUUUGAGUGGAUUAGUCGAUCUGGUUCCAGAGUACAAGGACCAUUUUCGUUGUCCCUCGCAGAAUACAGUGGAUCGAUCCAGUUAUGCGAAGCGUGAAGAUAACCUUCUUCUCGAUGGCGAGUUUAGUAAGUUACUGCCCGAAUACAACAGCAGUUACCGGAAUCCUGCAAUCACACAGAAACCUGAAAUUGCCAAACCAAAAGCUGGGAUAUUGAAACUAGAAGGAAAUAUGAGUUACGAGCCAAUAUACAGGUGUUCAUUUAUAGAUUUUCCACGAAGUCGACCAGUAAUUUCGAAACCUAUAUCAAAUAUGAAAUUUGAAACGCAAGACUCAGCUGAGGAACGAAGUAAUAAGAAAAAUAAUGGACAACAAAAAUUACGCAGCAGAAUACCUGUUUUGAAUCAGCACAAACCUGCAACAGAUGAGGAAUUGGCCCAAUUUGCAUCUCUGCCAGAAUAUAGAAAAGCGAAAAGAGAACUACUCAUUAAGACGAAACCAUUACAAUCUUCGAAAAGUUUUCUAGCCCAAACCAUCCACGAUGGAAAGAACAAAAUCGGAUUGCGGCAAGACGGGAACAGCGUGUCGACCAAGAUUACAGGGAAUGACCAAGAGGAUUACUCAUCGAAGGCAAAUUCGUACCAUUACAUUUCUGGAAAUGAGCGAAACACUAAAGAGAAAAAGAAAUUCGAUAGUAAUGUCCAAAAAUCUUCGAUACUUGCGAUUAAAAUGGAAAAUGACAAGGCCCUCCAUAAUAUAAGCCAGCUUCGGGGUGGGAAAAAAACCUUCAGAAAUAACCAAAGCAAUAUAAUUGAAGCAAACAAACACUACGCGGAAAACACAAGUGAUCAAUAUCGCAAAUAUCAUUUGAGCCGAAGAAAAACUGAGUCGCGAAAUACGGUUCCACAAUCUUUCGUAGUCUUAAACGCCCCGAUAAAACAGAGAAAUAAGCGAUGGUUUGCACCAACUACUAUUUAUGACUCCCACAUGUAUUAGUGUUCCAUAAUUGUUGAUCGUGAAACUGCCAUAUUUGUUUUAGGAAAAUUUUACCAUCAAGAUGCUGUUUCAAUGAACAUGGACUAUAUAGAUUGAGCAUUGUGAUUUUUAUAAAAUUGAUCUAAUAAAUAUGAUAAAAACCAGGAGUUAUUAUAUUUA